Pipistrellus nathusii (Nathusius's pipistrelle) is the source of this 357-nucleotide messenger RNA. The record is from the annotation of a GenBank genome assembly. NCBI's taxonomy places the organism in Eukaryota, Metazoa, Chordata, Mammalia, Chiroptera, Vespertilionidae.
AUGGCGGAUGAAGAGCAUAUUCGGCACUGCAUGCUUUACGAGUUCCAAUUAGGAAGAAAAGCAAGUGAGGCUGCAAAAAACAUCUGUAGUGCUCUUGGUCAAGAUGCAGUUAGCGCCAGAAAAUGCCAGCGUUGGUUUGAGAAAUUUCACGAGGGAAAUUUUUUGUUAGAUGACAUGAGUGGUCGAGGCCGUGUGUCCAAUUUUGAUCAAGAAGCUCUUCAAGCUCUUUUGGUGCAAAAUCCUCAAAUUACCCAACAAGAACUUGCGACAACUUUAAAUUGUUCACAAAAAAACAAUUUCCAAUCAAUUGCGUGCACUUGGCAAAGUCCAAAAGUCUGGAAAAUGGGUUCCUCAUGA